This is a messenger RNA of Beta vulgaris subsp. vulgaris (sugar beet), 2022 nucleotides long. RefSeq names its product probable serine/threonine-protein kinase PBL7. The record is from RefSeq and is a predicted model, not a curated record. Lineage: Eukaryota; Viridiplantae; Streptophyta; Magnoliopsida; Caryophyllales; Amaranthaceae. Bases 302 to 1561 code for a protein of 419 amino acids. The transcript has 6 exons. Gene Ontology annotation, biological process: protein phosphorylation. Gene Ontology annotation, molecular function: protein kinase activity; ATP binding.
GUCUCGACCAUCAUCAGUCAACAACAACAAACAACACUUCAACAGUAACAGUAACAGUAACACUAACAUCAACAAAUCUUUUUCCAAUUUUUUAUGUCCCACUCUUCCACUUUGCAAAAAGCGUACGUGCAUUCAUUACAUCUCUCUUCUCCCCCUUUUACUCUCUCUCUUAUUUGCACUCCACUGUUGCUGUACUACCUCAGUGCUGCUUCUUCCAAUGCGCCAUUUAUUCCCCUGUUUUUUCUAGGGUUAGGGUUCUUCAUUUCAAAUAUUUUUUACUUUAACAAAUACUCAACAAAAAAUGGAGGCGGAAGAUUAUAGAAGGAAAGAAAGAGUAGCUUUGUUAGUUUCCCUGAUAAUGGCGUCUCUUUCUAUGGUUUCUUUGCUCGUUGCUUUCAGUUAUUAUUGCUACAUUCGCAACAAAGUUUCUAAACGCUCUGAAAAUCAGCAAAUGGGGCAUUUCCAUAUGUCUUUCAAUUGUGUAUUUGAAGGACUUGACAAUGAUGACAAAAGUGGGCUGUCGAAUGCAACUCUUCAAGUUGCAUGUGAGAAAGGAUUACAAGUGUUUACAUUCAAACAACUGAAUUCAGCGACUAGUGGUUUUAGCAAGUCAAAUAUCAUUGGGCAAGGUGCAUUUGGUUCAGUUUUUCGUGGAGUGCUUAAUGAUGGGAGGAAAGUUGCUAUAAAGUUGAUGGACCAUGGUGGAAAGCAGGGGGAAGAGGAAUUCAAAAUGGAGGUGGAAUUGCUCAGUCGUCUCCGCUCUCCUUUCUUGCUUGGUUUGGUUGGAUACUGUUCGGACACUAAUCAUAGAUUGUUGGUAUAUGAGUUUAUAGCAAAUGGUGGAUUGCAAGAGCACCUUUACCCUGCUAGAGGUUCAAAUGCUUUUCCUUGCAAGUUGAAUUGGGAGACACGGCUGAUGAUUGCUUUGGAUGCUGCAAAAGGAUUGGAAUAUCUCCAUGAACAUGUGACCCCGCCUGUGAUUCACAGAGACUUUAAGAGUAGCAAUAUUCUUUUGGACAAGAACUUUCAUGCCAAAGUUUCUGAUUUUGGAUUAGCUAAACUUGGACCUGAGAAAGCAGGUGGACAUGUGUCCACUCGAGUCCUGGGCACCCAGGGUUAUGUAGCGCCCGAGUAUGCAUUAACAGGACAUUUGACCACAAAAUCAGAUGUAUACAGCUAUGGGGUUGUCCUCCUGGAGCUGCUUACAGGCAGGGUACCAGUUGACAUGAAGAGACCUCAAGGUGAAGGUGUUCUUGUAUCUUGGGCUUUGCCCAAGCUCACUGAUAGAGAAAGAGUUGUACAAAUCAUGGAUCCAGCACUGAAAGGUCAGUACUCUAUGAAAGAGGCCAUCCAGGUUGCCGCUAUUGCAGCAAUGUGUGUGCAGCCAGAGGCUGAUUACAGACCACUUAUGGCGGAUGUUGUACAGUCUCUUGUACCUUUGGUAAAGCUUCAUAGAUCAACUUCAACAAUCAGCGGUUCUUCUAGCUUGCAUGCACCCAAAUCUCCUACAGCUUUAGAAAGUAACAGCAACAGUAGUGACACUGUAUUAACCGAAUCCUAAUCCUAGUUCUAUAGGUGCAUCCAAGGCAGCUUUGUUAACCAACUUUUUUAGGGGUUUUGAGGAACUCUGUAUGUAUUAACUGAAGAAGAUCCGACCCCUGUAGUACUUAAUAGAGGGUGUGUAUCUAUUAGAUCUGAUCAAUGAACUAUUGUGUAGUAUAUGUGACAGGAAAUCAAGGAACUAUUGUGGAGUAUCUGGCAGGAAAUCAAGGAACCAAAAAUUCAUCAUAUGGGAAUAGUCAAAGUUCUCUCUUUACCUCUCUUUACUCAAAUAGUCUACUUGAUUUUCAGACUCUAUAUUUAUCUCCAUUUAGUUAGAUCCAACUGGAUAGUGUUAUUCAUGCUGGCUUUAUAUGCACAUGAUGCGUGUGUAGACCAUUAAUUAAUUUUGUCAUGUGAUGUGCUUGUAAAGUGAAACUAAUAUAUUGACAAGGAUUUCAUUGUGUUGCCGUCAUAUCUGAA